AUGAGCAAGCGCAACAAAACUCGCCCCGGUCCGGCCAGGACCCAGAGGCAACGUUCAAUUCAAGCGGACGGCAUUUACAACAAUGCUCCGUUUAUGCAUGCAGCCACAUCGCAUGUAGGCAAUAUUGUCCAGAUACAAACACCGGCCGGUCAGAUAUACGAAGGAGUGUUCAGGACAUUUUCCUCACAGUUUCAGAUUGUGCUGGAAAUGGCACAUCGCGUUGAGAUCGGAUCCGACCAGAAGCCAAAAAUUAUCGUAGAAUCUUUCGUCGAUCGACUGAUCUUCAAACCGAACGACAUAGUGACGCUGGCCGCGAAGGACGUCGAUCCGGAGGACGCGACGAGAGAUACAUUCAAAACCGAUACGGCCAUUUCGCGCUGCAACGGCACGAACUGGCUGGAGGAUCGAGUGCUCGAACCGUGGGACGAGAGUGGCGAUGUGAAUGGUGAAUCCCUGGAGCACAGUCUCGAGCUCGACUCGAACGCCGAAGGUUGGGACGUGAAUGAUAUGUUCCUGAAGAACGAACAGGUGUACGGUGUGCAGUCUACGUUCGAUCAAUCCCUGUCCGGGUACACGGUUCAAAUUCAAAAGAAAGACAGCGAAGAGUUUAAGGUGCAGGAGCAGGAGGCGGAAAAGAUUGCCAACGAGAUAGAGAACAAUCCGGUGUAUAAGGAGCGCAUCGAUAUCGAGAACGGUGACGAAGAGGCCGCCUUUGCAGCGGUCGUCCGUCCGAACAGUAACGCCAGCCCACAGCCAGCCGCCACACAACAGGGCACGGGCGGUGCUGCUACCGAUAAGAAUUCGAACAGCGUGGUCAGCAACAGCAGUGGUAACGCAGCAAAUAGUAAUAGUAACGGAAACAAUAACCUUACGAACAAUACAAGCAAUUCGACCAACAAUAACAAUAAUACGGCGAUGCCUUCGAACACGAAGUACAUAGUACCGGCGAAGCGCAAACCGGGACAGCCUGGAGGCAAGCUGGUGGUUCGCAGCCCGUCCCUGGCCAACAGUAACAACAAUAACGGAGGUCCAGCAGUGGUGACGCCACAGCAACAGCAGCAGCAACAACAGCCGCCCAGCCCACAGGCUCCGCACAAGAACAGUUACGGGCAGAUGAUGUCACAGCAGCAGCAGCAACAACAACAACAGCAACAACCUCCACCUGGCGGCCAGCAACAUGGCGCCGGCGGCGGCGGCGGCGGUGGUGGUGGUGGGGGUAUGGGUCAUCCGCCUGGUCCUCAGUAUGGCAUGCACCCGAAUCAAUCGCCCUAUGGGCACGUGCAACAUCAACAACAACAGCAACCAACUCCGCAACAUGGCCAACCGUCGGUUAUGAACUCGAAUAAAAUGAAUGGCGACGGUAGAGGUGAUAUGGCCGGCGGUCCACCAGGAAGUGGCGGUGGUGCUGGUGGCAAUAUGAAUGUAAAUAGCAACCAAAAGCCUCUUCCACAGCGUGGAGUAAGGCAGUACGCGAAUGCACCGGCGCAAGUGACGUACAGUGAGCCACCGCCAUCUCUUAACCCACAACAGAUGCCUGGCCAGAUGCAGCCCAUGUCGACAAAGCCACCGAUGCAUAUGGCCCAUCCACAUCACGCUGUUGUGCCGCCGCAUAUGCCACCGCCGAAUGUUGUGCCAGCCGAGCAUGUCGUGAUUCAGCAGCAUCCUAUGGCAAUGCCACCGCCGGUGCAGCAACAGCAACCACCGCCACCCCAACAGCAACAGCAGGCACAGGUGCAGGCACCACCGCCCCAACCCCAACGUACGGUUGUCGUUCGGAAUCGGGACAUGGAAAUUGACAAUCUGCGCAAGUUCGGGCAAGACUUUAAACUGGCCCCGCCCCAGCAGCAACCGCCGAUGCCAAACGUACAUCAGCAACCGCCACCUCCGACUCCACAGCAGCAGCAACAACAGCAGCCACAGCAAGGGCCACCCUCGCACAACGUCGUAGUCCAACAGGCGCCUCCUCCUCAGCAACAACCCGACCACACAUCGCCACCAUCACUGGACAGUUCGCCCCCAUUGGUUAACAGCCAGCAGCAGGGCAAAAUGGUGGUAUCGGCACCGCACAGUGAGCCACCACCCCAGGCAGCACCAUUGAACCAGCAACAAAAUCAAGCCUCGCAAACCGCUUCGGGCAUGGUGGUGGUACCGACACAGCUGUCCUCCCAGUCGCCACACCUGGUACAGCAACCUCCUCCGGUCGUACAGCAGCAACCAGGGCAACAGCAGCCGGUAGUUGUUGGUGGUUCGCCGCCCCAGCAACAGCAACCGCAAACGAAUCAUGUCGGUGGUGCUCCUGGCGGUGCGCCCACUGUAACGGGCCCCGGUGGUCAGAAUGCAAUCGCUGGUAGCGUAACGCCUAGUGCUGCACCGAACGGUAAUGCGAAUGGCGUUGGCACUCCCGAUGGAACGCCCGCCAAUGGAAGUGCCAGCGGGGAACAGAAGCCUGGUACGGCCCCGAAGAAGGUGUUCACAUUGAAUCCGGCAGCGAAACCAUUUACUCCCCGCAGCCCAAGCACUCCCAAUCCAUCACGCCCACCAAACACUAACAGUAACAUAAGUAUCAUUAAUGGUAAUCCUUAUUUCGCACGCCCACUGAAAAGUCACACGUCUUCUAGCCCGCACACGCCGCAAACGCCGGGCCCAGCCGCGUUAACGCCGGGCUCCUUCCAGCCACCAUCACCGCAUGUCAUUCCGCAGCAGUUCGUGAUGUCGUAUGUGGUGAAUCCGUCCUCUUUCUCAACCGCCCAGCAACACCAACAGGUGGCACAGCAGACGCGCAUCCGCAAUGGCCGACAAGGUAGCUACCGGAAUGACAUUUUUCCAGUCGGUGCUUCGCAGAUGCAGGUGGCCGCCGCAACUGGACAGCCACUGUUGGCGCCUAAUCCCAUACAAAUGAUUACCACACCGUACGGGCCGACAAUUCAUCAACCGUUCCAGGCGGCGCCACCAUUCCAUCAGCGGUACAUCUACGAUACGCCGCAACCGGCACCGCUUCAAUAUCUUGCGGCGACCCCGCCCUCCACCACACCAUCGCCCGGCCAACCUCACCAGCAGUACCAUCCGGGACCGCAACCGUCGCCGGCUGGCGGUGGUCCACCAACGUAUCAGGCCGUGCACCACCAGCAACCGACACCGUAUCCAAUUUCGGUGUGUCCGAUCGUACCACCGCAGGUUGUACCGGCCCUAUACCAAAACAUUCAGUCGGCACCACAGCAAAACCAUCAUCAGCAGAACCUGCACGUCAUGCACGUGGCGCAGCAUCCGUCGGCACAGUAG
Messenger RNA from Anopheles marshallii, 3279 nucleotides. Its product is annotated as ataxin-2 homolog. The transcript has 5 exons. Gene Ontology annotation, cellular component: cytoplasmic stress granule. NCBI's taxonomy places the organism in Eukaryota, Metazoa, Arthropoda, Insecta, Diptera, Culicidae. The record is from RefSeq and is a predicted model, not a curated record. Gene Ontology annotation, molecular function: RNA binding. Gene Ontology annotation, biological process: cytoplasmic stress granule assembly. Bases 1 to 3279 code for a protein of 1092 amino acids.